AUGCCGAAGCAGUCAACUCAGCCCGCGAAACGCGGUCGACCCGCCAAAUCUCAACAACCCGCCCCCGCCGGCACGAAGCGGAAGGCCGCGCAGCAGCCGGCGGGCAAGAAGUCCGGGCCCUUUGAGCUCUCCGACAGCGACGCGGCGUCCCGAGCCGUCGAGGACGAGGAAGAUGCCGAGGAGGCUGCAGAAGAGGACGACGAGCAGGAGGACGCCGACGCUCCCGAGAACACCAUCCCGCCCGAGCUGCUGACGCGGCUGCUGCACGAGUUCUUCGAGAAGGACGACACGAGGCUGAGCAAGGACGCGAACGCGGCGGCGGGCAAGUACAUGGAUAUCUUUGUCAGGGAGGCCAUUGCUCGGUGUGUUCACGAGAGGCCCGGCGGCUUCCUCGAGAGGAAGGAACUGAUCGGCGGUCUAGGUCGAGGACUUGGAAAAGAUUGCGCCACAGCUGCUCAUGGACUUUUGAGCGGCGGGAAAUCCGCCUUUGGCGACCACGGCAUCACGACGAACGGUACCGGAUGA
This is a messenger RNA of Colletotrichum spaethianum, 525 nucleotides long. RefSeq lists its product as uncharacterized. Gene Ontology annotation, molecular function: protein heterodimerization activity. The record is from RefSeq and is a predicted model, not a curated record. Gene Ontology annotation, cellular component: FANCM-MHF complex; Fanconi anaemia nuclear complex. Gene Ontology annotation, biological process: resolution of meiotic recombination intermediates; kinetochore assembly; DNA repair. The transcript has 2 exons. Bases 1 to 525 code for a protein of 174 amino acids. Lineage: Eukaryota; Fungi; Ascomycota; Sordariomycetes; Glomerellales; Glomerellaceae.